Messenger RNA from Pocillopora verrucosa, 891 nucleotides. RefSeq lists its product as uncharacterized. Lineage: Eukaryota; Metazoa; Cnidaria; Anthozoa; Scleractinia; Pocilloporidae. The record is from RefSeq and is a predicted model, not a curated record.
UCACUGGACUCACCGAGUUCUUUCUCUGGUUUGUUUUGUGCGUCAUUAUGAAGGCGACAGUGUUUCUUUGUUUUUCUAUGUUAAGUUGUGUUUUCUUAUUAGUGGAAGGAAAAUCAAUCAAGGCAAAUCACGACGAAAGGAAAGAGGCCGAUGCCAAUAAAUGCACUUGUGAAAUUCCAGCAAAAGAGGAACAAAAUAUCGACGGAAAGUGUGAUUGCUCGCAAGGAGACGCAAAAAAGUGUCUGAGAGACAAAGGAAAAUGUAACUGUGACUCUUCAAGCGCAACGAUAAAGAAUUGCAGGCCAGAGGAUUGCAAAUGCAAGAACCAAAAAGAUGCAGAAAGUGGCAGUAUUCAGACAAACAUCACAAGGCGAUGUGAUUGCAAAUGCAACUCUCGUUCAAAUACAGGACACUCAACUGUAGCAGCGCAAGUGUCAGAUAACCCGGGUAUCUUGGCUGUUGCACCAAUAAUGGCGCAAGCCGAUGGAAGUCAAGCGGUAAGAAAGGGAAAAGGGUCCAAGAAAUGCUGUUGCUGUGACUGCUGCCACGACUGUUGCUGCCACGACUGUUGCUGCCACUGCUGCGAACCAUGCUGCUGUUGCUGCCACUGCUGCGAACCAUGUUGUUGCUGUUGCCACGAGUGCUGCUGCCCAUGCUGCUGCCACUGCUGCCACUGCUGUCCCUGCUGCUGCCAUUGUUGCUGUAAGAAGUCAAAUGCCUCAGAGAGGACGCCUGCUGUUGUCAAUCCGCAGAUCGCUGCUGCACACUCCAAGCCACAACAUCACUAAGAGAUGGUCAUUUAAGUCUACCGAUUAUUAGUAACAAAAUAUCAAAAAACAAACCUCCUUAAGUGCCACAAUAUCGUCAUAAAAUUGUAUAUAUGAUCAUGUG